Hemibagrus wyckioides is the source of this 988-nucleotide messenger RNA. Its product is annotated as chemokine XC receptor 1-like. Gene Ontology annotation, biological process: immune response; G protein-coupled receptor signaling pathway. Gene Ontology annotation, cellular component: membrane. Bases 5 to 988 code for a protein of 327 amino acids. Gene Ontology annotation, molecular function: G protein-coupled receptor activity. Lineage: Eukaryota; Metazoa; Chordata; Actinopteri; Siluriformes; Bagridae. The transcript has a single exon. The record is from RefSeq and is a predicted model, not a curated record.
CGUGAUGUAUGAUUCAUCUGAUGACCUUUUUGUACACAUGCAUAAUUCUUCAUUGUUUGUUGAUGAACUAUUCCGUGACAGAUCCAUGGCUGAAGACAGAAACAUUGCAGUGAUCAUAAUCCUCAGCACUUUGAUCCUGAUCAGUCUCAUUGGGAACCUCAUGGUUGUCCUGAUCAGUGUAUUUUAUCCGAGGCUUCGUUCAGUGAACGUCAUGUUCAUACUCAACUUGGCUCUGUCAGACCUGCUGUCCACCGUCGGACUGAUGUUCUGGUUCUAUAAUAACGUCUGGAGUUUGAAUUACGGAGACGAGAUGUGCGAAGACACCGGCUUUGCUCAAUCAGCUGGAUUUUACAGCAGCGUCCUGUUCCUGGUGUUGAUAAGUGUUCAGUGUUACCAGGCUGUGGUGCAUCCUGUGUCAGACUGGAAGUAUAGACAUUUAAUCGCAUUCGUUCUGUGGAUGGUGAGCUUCUAUGCAGCAUUGCCAAGCAUGGUGCACAUAAUAAAACAACCUCUCUCGACAGACUGCAUGUACAGAAACACAGGUCUACUGCUUAUUGUUAUAUAUAGACAGAACAUUGUUUUUGUCUUCACCUUUUUGUUCAUGGGUUUUUGCUACAUCAGGAUCCUGCAAACUAUCCUCAAGUCUGCAACAAACCAGAACCAGAGGCACAGAACUACUGGACUUGCCUUCUUUCUGGCGGCUACGUUCUUUAUUUGUUGGGCUCCAUAUAACAUAAUGACUUUUAUGCACACUUUAAAUCUUCCGUAUAUCAGCCCUUUAAAUUUAAAACAUUUUCUUUUUGCCUUCUAUAUCUGCCGUCUUUUGGCUUUUAGCCGCUGCCUCAAUCCAGUGAUCUAUUGCUUAUUUGGUCUAAAAUUCCGUCAAACAGCGAGAGAGAUUUUGCAAAGACGAGCUACUUCUGCAGAAACACAAACUGAAGAACGUCAUUCUGGGACGACUUCAGAGACACCAGUGCUUCUAAAUUAG